Messenger RNA from Eimeria tenella, 1872 nucleotides. RefSeq lists its product as uncharacterized. The record is from RefSeq and is a predicted model, not a curated record. NCBI's taxonomy places the organism in Eukaryota, Apicomplexa, Conoidasida, Eucoccidiorida, Eimeriidae. The transcript is spliced from 4 exons. Bases 1 to 1872 code for a protein of 623 amino acids.
AUGAAACCUGCGAUCUUCCCGAAGCGAGGCAGCGGAAAUGCACUGUCUCCCCAGGCGGACCUUGCUGCGAGUGGGACGGAAAUGCCGGCGUCAGUGCUGGAGCCGCUGCAGGCGCGCAGCAGCAGCAGCAGCAGCUGCAGCAGCAGCAGCAACCCCUUCGACGCCUACGGGGACGCGCCCCCGGAGGCCCCCGGCGUGAAGCCGCGCCCGGGGGCCCUCACAGCCUUCGCAGCAGCGCCGGAAAGCCAAAGCGCGGGGGGCAGCAGCAGAGGCGCAGCAGCAGCAGCAGCAGCAAGUGCUGCAGUGCUGUACCCCGAAGGGCUGCCCAAGUUUCUGGGGCUGCUGCGGCCCACCAUCACCUUCGGCGUGGGCCGGCUGACGCUGAGUCGGGGCAUGGACUUCAUUGCCCACUUUGUUGCAGUUUCAACUUUAGUUUUCUUCGUCUUUAUUCUCUUCGCAGUCAACUGGAUGCAGAAGCUCUGCCUCCCCAUCGUCAGCAACUGGACCCACAACUGCACCCUCGCCGUCGGCGCCUUCAUGGCCCUUUUAGCGAUCUUCUCGUGGCGUUCUGCCGCGAACUUCGACUUGAAACGCUCAAAAGUCUUUCUUUUUCUCCUGGGGUGGCGUUUGCAUGUUUUUCUUUUGCUGAGUUUGCUGAUGGUCUUGGGCUUGGCGCUGAAGCCCCAGCUGAACGCCCACGUGGAAAACAGCGUCCGCGUCUGCAUGCUGCGGCAAGAAACAACUGCUGCUGCUGCUGCUGCUGCUUUCCCUUUCCCCAUUUCCGGAGUUUCGCUGCUGCCCACUUUGCCACUGCCGGUCCUCAACUACGCCGGGCCUGCGCACCGCGCGCCGCGGGGUGUACGUACACCUGAGAGCCCGCCUGCGGCCCAUCCCGCUGCAGCAAAAGAGCAGCAGGAGCAGCAGCAAGAAGCCAACAAAGAGUCCAUUGAUGGAACUAAGCCACUUCCAGAAGCCGCACAAAGUCCGGGCCAGACGGGGGGCCCCCCGGGAGCAGCACAGGGACAAGCAGCACAGCCAGGAGCCCCAGCAGGGGCCCCCUCAGCGGCAGCUGGGGCCCCCAAUUCAAAUUCGACAGAAAGGGGGAAGGAAGAGCAGAAAACAGAAAAUGAAAAGACGCAAGAAGAGCUGCAACAUGCAGCAAACGGACCUGCUGCUGCUGCUGCAGCAGACGCCCCAGCAGCAGAAGAAACGGCCGCAGCAGCAGCAGGAAGCGAGGGCUCGGCCGGCCCGGAGCCUGCUGCGCAGCAAGAACCAGCAGCAGCGGCAGCAGCAGCAGCACUGCCAGCAGCAGGAGCGCCAGCAGCAGCAGAAGCGCCGCCAGCAGCAGCAGCAGAAGCACCAAAGCCUGCAGCUGGGGAAGCAGAAUCAAGCGCAGCCGCAGCAGAGGCUGCAGCGGCUGCAGCAGAGGCGCAGCAGCGGAAGGAGCGGGAGGGCAGCGGCGCUGCUGCGGACGCCGCGCGGGCAGCAGCAGCAGCGAAGGUGCAGCAGCAGAUGCUGCAGGCAGCACAAGUUGCUGCUGUCAAAGAAACAAAUGUUGCUGUUGUGAUAAUUCUUGUUGUGGCAUCUCUUGCACUUGUUUUUGAAUUAUAUUUAAUGUACGCCUGCUGGAGCUUUAAAGUCUGGAUGGAAAGGGGCUACGAGGCCGUGGUGCUCGCGGGAGUGGCGCCGUUUGCGCCUGUAGACGGAGGCAACGGCUGGCUGGCCUACGCUGUACGGAUGCCGCAGACAGUUCAGCUUGAGACUUACGGGGGCAACGCCGGCGGCCCCGGCCAUCUCCCCGUCUUUGUGCAGACAACAGACUCGUCGGACUGUUUUGCAAAUGUGAAUCUUCCGAUGACGGGUCGGUGGUGA